GUAGCUAAAGGUUGCGCUCACCCGUGUUUCAAGUUUCAACACUUCCUCUCCUCUCUUUCUUUUUCCUAAUUCGCUUUACUUCCUCCGACAUGGAGUCAGAGACACCAGAGGUGUCGAUUGAUGUGUUUCCUUACCUUAGGGUGUACAAAGAUGGAACCCUCGAGAGGAUUGCUGGAACUGAAGUGGUUCCAGCAGGACUUGAUUCUGAGACUGAUGUUCUGUCUAAAGACAUAGUGAUUGUACCGGAGACCGGCGUUUCAGCUAGAGUUUACAUCCCAAACUCUGUCCAUAAAGAGCAGAAGCUUCCCCUGGUGGUGUAUUUUCAUGGGGGAGCCUUUUGCAUAGCGACUGUGGCUGAGCCUAAGUACCACACCAGCCUCAACAUGCUAGCGGCAGAGGCUAAGGUUGUGGUUCUUUCUGUGGAUUAUAGGCUAGCCCCUGAGUACCCUCUUCCAGUGGCGUAUGAGGACUCUUGGGCUUCACUUCAGUGGGUGGCUUCCCGUAUCAUGGGAGACAACGACGGCCAGGAGGAUUGGCUCAAAGAUUAUGUGGAUUUUGAGCAGGUGUUUCUGGCUGGUGACAGUGCUGGUGCUAAUAUUGCACACCACUUGGCUUUGAAGAUCAAGGAUUCGGAUCUGGACCUGAAGAUUCUGGGUAUUGGUAUGAUCCACCCUUACUUUUGGGGGACAAAUCCCAUUGGAUCCGAGAUUACUGAUUCAUUCAGGAAGGGAUUGGUGGAUAACUGGUGGUUGUUUGUAUGUCCUUCCGACAAAGGGUGUGAUGACCUGCUCAUCAACCCGUUUGUGGAUGGAGCGCCUGAUCUUGCCGGCUUGGCAUGUGACAGGGUGCUUGUCAUCGUGGCGGAGAAGGAUAUAUUGAAGGACAGAGGGAAGCUUUACCAUGAGAAAUUGGCGAGGAGCAACUGGCCGGGAACGGUGGAGCUGAUGGAGACAGAAGGGGAGGAUCAUGUCUUCCACAUCUUUGAGCCCAAUUCUGUAAAGUCAAAGAGUAUGGUCAAACGGUUGGCUUCUUUCUUCAAUCAAGGGAAGACUCCUGUUCUGUGACUGUGUUGCUGCUUUCGCAACCGUGGAAAAUAAGAAGUGACACCCGUCUUUACACGUAGGUUCACUAUGUUCUUCAAAUUUUCUUUUUCGUUAGUAUUGCUUCGUGUACACUUGCGAAGUACUGUUGUCUU
Messenger RNA from Rubroshorea leprosula, 1195 nucleotides. NCBI's taxonomy places the organism in Eukaryota, Viridiplantae, Streptophyta, Magnoliopsida, Malvales, Dipterocarpaceae. The record is from the annotation of a GenBank genome assembly.